AUGUCGGGCCGAGGCAAGGGCGGAAAGGGUUUGGGAAAGGGAGGCGCGAAGCGUCACCGCAAGGUGUUGCGCGAUAACAUCCAGGGUAUUACGAAGCCGGCUAUCCGCCGUCUGGCGCGUCGUGGUGGUGUGAAGCGUAUUUCUGGUCUCAUUUACGAAGAGAUCCGUGGUGUCUUGAAGGUGUUCCUUGAGAACAUCAUCAAGGACUCCGUCACCUACACGGAGCAUGCCCGCAGAAAGACCGUCACCGCCAUGGAUAUCGUCUACUCCCUCAAGCGCCAGGGCAGAACCCUGUACGGUUUCGGUGGUUAA
This is a messenger RNA of Neospora caninum, 312 nucleotides long. RefSeq names its product Histone H4, related. NCBI's taxonomy places the organism in Eukaryota, Apicomplexa, Conoidasida, Eucoccidiorida, Sarcocystidae. Gene Ontology annotation, cellular component: nucleosome. Bases 1 to 312 code for a protein of 103 amino acids. Gene Ontology annotation, biological process: nucleosome assembly. The record is from RefSeq and is a predicted model, not a curated record. The transcript has a single exon. Gene Ontology annotation, molecular function: protein heterodimerization activity; structural constituent of chromatin; DNA binding.